AUGUCAAAGCGACGACGGCAGGGCGAGCAGGGUCAGGCCAACUGCCAUUGCCAUGACUGCACCAGCAGCCAGCACAAGAGCCUCUAUCUGGUUCUAGACGACUGGCGCAUGGGUUUCACCAUUCGCAAGCUUGAUGCUCACAGCCCUGACCUGAGCGCUCCCCCUGUCCUCCGGCUAGCGUCGCCUGUGCGUAACCACUCCAUGGAAUUUGCCGCCCUGGGCAGCAACAUCAUAGCUACCAGCAACCAAUGUGCCGCGACCCUGGUCUUCGACACGGAAACCGCCUCGCUGGCCAUGGGCAAUCCCCUCCCGGACGCACUUCGCAAUGCCCUCAACUUCUUUGUCACCGUCGGGGACGACGUGCUAAUCGCCUUUGCAUACUACUUCAUGCGGCAGCCUCACUCCUUUGAAGUCAUGACCACCGCCAAGGACGACAUGCGCCCUCUGUGCCCAAGCACCGACUGGUCCUGGAAAAGCAUGCCGACGCCCCCCUUCGCCAAGAGUGAAAGGAUCAACUCCUACGCCCUUCACCCUGACGGACGCACCAUAUUCGUGUCCGCGGCCGGCGGCGAUUUCCCCGGUGGCACAUUCUCCUUUGAUACCAAGAAUUGUGAGUGGACGCGCCAUGGGGAAUGGAUGCUCCCUUUCCAGCUCCAAGGUUACUACGACGGUGACCUAGAUGCUUGGGUUGGGCUACACCCAGAUGGCUACAUCUGCUCCUGCCAAGUUCCCUCGCUCAGCACCGGCGACAUUCAACAGCCCAGCUGGAAGAUUGCCAAGGAGCACAAGAUGUGGAAGUCACGGCGUCAGGUGGCUGAAGCACUAGGGGCUACUCUAACAUACAUGGGUAACUCCAUGUUUUUCCUUGUUGAUUGCGAGGUAGCCGAAGGUUUAGAGUUCCAGGAUGCUUUUCGUGACCCUCAUGGAUGCGUGCUCCACAUGGCCACGUUUCGAAUCAAGUAUAAUCAUGAGGGCAAGCUGCGAAUCCUUGACAAAAACACUACCUCGGCUCCUGUCUCUAGGCAACUCCCAGAAUUUUCUCCCGUAGCGUUCUGGAUGUAG
Lolium rigidum is the source of this 1062-nucleotide messenger RNA. RefSeq lists its product as uncharacterized. The record is from RefSeq and is a predicted model, not a curated record. The transcript has a single exon. The coding region runs from base 1 to 1062 and encodes 353 amino acids. NCBI's taxonomy places the organism in Eukaryota, Viridiplantae, Streptophyta, Magnoliopsida, Poales, Poaceae.